UUUGGGGCAAUCUUAUUUCAUCGUUGGUAUUAAGCCAAAGGUCUCAAAACGAAACUGAAAUUCCUGAUGAAGUUUUUAGCAGAUGUGGUGCCACCUAUUGUACAGGGGACGAAAAUAUUGGAAAUUUUUCGAAUCCAGGAUUGGAUAAACCAUCGGAAGAGAAGCUCCUGAUAUUGUGCGGCACAUACUUUGCCUGUGGCUUGAUCGCCGUGGGAGCUGUCGCCAUAUUCCUGGAUGAUCUUCAUCGUCAAAAAUCAGCAAAAUCCCAGCCGAAGAAGAGAUUCUCUAGUGCCCUAUUUGUUGCAACUUUUAACCACAUGCGGGAACCCAAGCAGUUGCUACUGAUACCGAUAACCAUGAACUGUUCCAUGCAAGAAGGGUUUUUCUUCAGCGAUUUCACAAAGUCAUUCGUGAGCUGCAGUUAUGGACUCUGGAACGUGGGGUACGUCACUAUGACGUAUGGUGUGACCACCUCUCUAAUCUCUAUUGUAAUUGGACGACUGGCGAAACGAGUGGGGCGGGCGGUUUUCUUCACAUUAGCAAUGCUUUUGCAUUAUGGGUUGCUUUUCACAUUACUGUUCUGGCAACCCACACCGGAUGGAUUGCUGAUUCUUUAUGUUUUGGCGGGACUAUGGGGUGCCGCCGUAGCCAUCUGGACAACAGAGAUCAACGUAUUAUACGGAGUUCUUUUCCAUGACAGUCAAGAGGCGGCCUUCUCAAAUUACAGACUCUGGAGAGCAAUCGGGUUCAUUUUGGCUUAUAACUUCAGCGUUAAGUUGUGUGUGUUUAUAAAAUUAUAUAUCUUGAUGGGGACCCUGGCGCUGUCCAUGCUGGGCUAUUUGACAGUGGAAUUUAUGGAAAGAAAAUACUUUGGAAACGCACAAAACUGUUGAAGCUGCCCUUGACAUGCUUGGCUCCAAUCUAAGGCUUUAGGUGGUU
Molecule: messenger RNA, 939 nt
Organism: Lingula anatina
Lineage: Eukaryota; Metazoa; Brachiopoda; Lingulata; Lingulida; Lingulidae
Product: N-acetylglucosamine transporter UNC93A
Source: RefSeq, a predicted model, not a curated record